UUUCAAUAAAAGAGCUUUUAAGCAGAAUAAGUUCUUUGUAAUUUUAUUUAAACUAACAGUUCUAAAAUUGUCAAUUAUUUUUAUAAAUUAUACACAUAAAAAUUUCAUUUAUACGAUAUCAAAAUGCCAAUCUUACAAAUCGAUUCUAAUUUAUCAAAAUCUAAUGUUCCAAAAGAUUUUAGAGUUAAGACUUGUGAACUUAUGGCAGAUAUAUUUAAGUCACCAAUUAAUUUUUGUGUUGUUCAUAUGAAUAUGGAGCAAGAUAUGUAUUGGUAUGGUUUAGUCAGUCCAUGUAUUCUAGGAACACUAAAAAUAAUUGAUAGUUCUGGAAUAAUAAGUCCCAAACAAAACAUUGGACAUGCUGAAAUACUUGUAAAACACAUCAGUGAUAAUUUAAAAAUACCAAAUAAUAACAUAUCAAUAUCAUUUGUUGAACAAGAUGCAGAAAAUGUUACAAUAUUUAAUACCACUGUAUCAAACUUUUUACAAAAUAAAAAUUCUAUUUUACAAUAAUAA
Sipha flava (yellow sugarcane aphid) is the source of this 516-nucleotide messenger RNA. Its product is annotated as D-dopachrome decarboxylase-A-like. The coding region runs from base 124 to 513 and encodes 129 amino acids. Gene Ontology annotation, molecular function: phenylpyruvate tautomerase activity. The transcript has 3 exons. NCBI's taxonomy places the organism in Eukaryota, Metazoa, Arthropoda, Insecta, Hemiptera, Aphididae. The record is from RefSeq and is a predicted model, not a curated record.